AUGGCUGCUCUGAAUCCUCCCCAUUUUACACGGCGGGUAUUCAUCCGAUACUUUUGCCUCUACCACCUGCUACUAUCUCUCCACCUGCCUCCCCGUGCUUCCUCGCUUUCGUUCAACUCUAAUUUUUCCCUGCCCCGCAGCUACAACCCACAAGAUUUCAUCCUUCAGGGCGAUGCAUACUUCGACUCCCAGAUGAUCGAGCUGACAAAGAACGAGCAGAGCCAAGAAAACCAUGACAGCGUGGGCCGCGUGGUGUACGCGCAGCCGGUGCCGCUCUGGGAUGUCGCCACCGGCAAGCUCGCAACAUUCAACACCACCUUCUCCUUCCAAAUCAAGCCUGAGGGCAGCGCAGUUACCGGCGACGGCAUGGCUUUCUUCAUGGGCCACUACCCAGCGACAAGCAUCCCGAACCCCAUUGAGAAUGGCAGGAACCUCGGCCUCUUCACCAACAACAGCAACACGAAUGCCACCGGCAACGACCGGAUCCUGGCGGUUGAGCUGGACACCUUUUUGAACAACGGCAUAGACACCAGCAGCAGCCACAUCGGCAUCGACGUCAACUCCAUAAUCUCGCGGGUGUACACCAAUGUGACGGUGCCCGGCAAGAACCUGACGUCUGGUCUCCCUGUGACCUGCGAGGUUAGCUAUGACAAUAACACACAAGUUUUAACCGCCACUCUCAAGGUCGGUGACGUGGCCUACCACGUCGACACCAGUGCCGACCUGAGGCAGCUCUUGCCUAGUGUCGUGGCCAUCGGCUUCUCUGGUGCAACCGGGGCAGCCGUCGAGCUACACCGGGUACUGUCUUGGUCAUUUGACUCCACUUUAGAUGUGUCUCCAGAGCCUCAACCACCACCUGCUGCUGCUAAGAGCCACUCAAUGCUCCCCUGGCCCUCGAUACUAGGUAUUACUGGUGGCUGUGCAGCACUAUUACUACUUUCUAUGUUGGCCGUGGUCUUGUAUCGCCGCCGGCACCGGAAGUCCACACGAAAUAACCUAGAUGAGGCUCCUCCUACCCCUACAGCUGCUGUUCCCAUGCAGAUGCAGGACGUGGUACUAGUGGACCCGGUAAACAACUUGGCUAGCAUCGCCAGAAGUUUCCAGUAUGAUGAGCUUGUCGAAGCGACAAACAACUUUGCUGAGGAUACGAUGCUGGGAAGAGGGGGCUUUGCAUCCGUGUAUCGGGGCCAAUUGACUAAUCCAGACAAACUGGUGGCGAUAAAGAAGUUCAAUGGGCUGAGGGGAAAGGGGACAUUCCAGGCUGAAAUCCAGGCCAUCAGUGGACUGAGGCAUCGGAACCUGGUAGAGUUAGUAGGCUGGUGCAAUGAUGUCGGCAACAACCAUCUGUUGCUAGUUUAUGAGCUUGUAUCACAGGGUAGCCUCGAGGAACAUUUGCAUGAGAACAAGAGCUGGUUGUCAUGGCCCAAGAGGUACAGGAUCAUCCGUGACAUAGGGUGUGCCCUAGAGUACAUCCACAAACAAUGCAAUGAUUGUGUCUUGCAUGGUGACAUUAAACCUUGUAACAUAUUGCUCGACGAAAGGUAUCAAGCUAAGAUUACAGACUUCGGUUUGGCAAGGCUGAUUGAUCACGAAACCAAGCAGAAGACGACACUGUAUCUAGCCGGGACCCCAGGGUAUAUAGACCCGGAAUUUUUGGAAACGGGCAAGCGGAGUAGGGAGUCAGAUGUCUAUAGCUUUGGCAUCGUUUUGCUGGAGAUUGUUUCAGGCCGGCGUCCAGCUGGCAGCCGAUUGCUAACAGAGGUAAGGAAUCGGCACCGCAGAAACGCGGUCGUUGAAGCAAUAGAUCCACGGCUGCUGGACGAGUCAACCAGCAGGGAUCACGACGAACGCAAGAUGGAGCGUGUGCUGCUCAUCGGGAUCUGGUGCACACACCCCGACCCAACCAAGCGUCCACUCAUCGCAGAAGCCAUGAAGUCACUCGAAUCAAACGAUGAGAAUUUGGAGAUCCCUGCACUGCCGCAUCAUGUGGCUGAGCCAUUAGGUCACAGCGCCUCCUCAAGUAAGACUUCUAGCGUGCACGCCUCCACAGCUCAUGAUCAAGAUUUUCUAGCUCGUUAG
Triticum dicoccoides is the source of this 2079-nucleotide messenger RNA. RefSeq names its product L-type lectin-domain containing receptor kinase IX.1-like. Lineage: Eukaryota; Viridiplantae; Streptophyta; Magnoliopsida; Poales; Poaceae. The record is from RefSeq and is a predicted model, not a curated record. The transcript is spliced from 2 exons. Bases 1 to 2079 code for a protein of 692 amino acids. Gene Ontology annotation, biological process: protein phosphorylation. Gene Ontology annotation, molecular function: protein kinase activity; carbohydrate binding; ATP binding.